Molecule: messenger RNA, 1577 nt
Organism: Corylus avellana
Lineage: Eukaryota; Viridiplantae; Streptophyta; Magnoliopsida; Fagales; Betulaceae
Gene: BAN
Product: NAD(P)-binding Rossmann-fold superfamily protein
Molecular function (GO): oxidoreductase activity, acting on the CH-OH group of donors, NAD or NADP as acceptor; anthocyanidin reductase activity
Source: RefSeq, a predicted model, not a curated record
GGUGGUGCACAACUUCACGUGCUUACCUUCUUCCUCAUUCAAGUAGCUAGAUAGAGCCAUAGAAAGCAACGUCUAUUUAAGAACCCAGCCUCUCAACACUAGGAGUAGUAGCUCUUAUUUACUUCCUUCCCCUUUGGGUACGUGUGCCUUGACCGUCAAAUAUUAUUUGUUUUGAUUAAUCAAAAACUACUUUUCGUAAAAAAUUCAGAUUGAGAGAUCGAGAGAGGUAUCAUACAAAAUCAACAUCCAUCCAUGGCCACUCAGCAUAUCGGAAAGAAGACUGCGUGCGUCGUCGGCGGCACCGGCUUCGUCGCUUCUUUGCUGGUCAAGCUCUUGCUGGAGAAGGGCUAUGCCGUCAACACCACUGUUAGGGACCCAGACAAUGAGAAGAAGAUCUCUCACCUCAUAGCACUACAAGAUUUGGGGGACCUAAAAAUAUUUGGAGCAGAUCUAACUGAUGAAGGAUGCUUUGACGCUCCCAUAGCAGGUUGUAACCUUGUGUUCCAUCUUGCAACACCUGUUAACUUUGCUUCAGAAGAUCCAGAGAAUGACAUGAUCAAGCCAGCAAUCCAAGGGGUACAUAAUGUUUUGAAAGCAUGUGUGAGAGCAAAAACUGUUAAACGUGUCGUUUUGACAUCAUCUGCAGCUGCUGUAACUAUCAACAAGCUCAAUGGGACUGGUUUAGUCAUGGACGAAAGCCACUGGACCGACGUUGAGUUUUUGAGCACUGAGAAGCCACCUACUUGGGGUUAUCCUGCUUCCAAGACACUGGCCGAGAAAGCAGCUUGGAAAUUUGCUGAAGAAAAUGGUAUUGAUCUCAUCACAGUGAUUCCUACUCUUAUGGCUGGUGCUUCUCUCACUCCGGACGUCCCCAGCAGUGUUGGUCUAGCUAUGUCUCUAAUUACAGGCAAUGAAUUCCUCAUAAAUGCAAUGAAAGGUAUGCAAAUGCUGUCAGGCUCAAUAUCUAUCACACAUGUGGAGGAUGUUUGCCAGGCCCAAAUAUUUUUGGCUGAGAAAGAAUCUGCUUCUGGUCGAUACAUAUGCUGUGGUGUCAAUACCAGUGUUCCUGAGCUUGCACAGUUUCUCAAUAAAAGAUAUGCUCACUACAAAGUCCCAACUGAUUUCGGAGAUUUUCCCGCCAAGGCCAAGUUGGCCUUAUCUUCAGAGAAGCUUAUCAAAGAAGGGUUCAGCUUUAAGUACGGGAUUGAAGCAAUUUAUGAUCAAACCGUGGAGUAUUUCAAAGCCAAGGGCCUGCUGCAGAACUAAGUGGUUUUUUGUUCCUCUUCAAGAAUCUAGUGAUGCUCUACUUUUUUUUUUUUUUUUGGGUGAUGCUCAAUGCUUGGCUGUAUGCAGUAUUGUAUAAUAACAUCUAAAAAAUUUGCUUGAGUUUCGCAUGGUAGACUUGUCGUUUACCAAGAAUAUAAAGCAAUCUAGCAGCUCUGCUUGAAAAUAUCAGGAACCUAAAGCUAUCAAAUAAUCAUGCUUGAAGAAGUCAAAACUAUUGAAAUACAUCACAUCUGCUUUACCAGCCAAACCAGUGGCUGAUAUGCAUUUGCGAGGUAAGACUUUGUAUCUCA